Messenger RNA from Culex quinquefasciatus (southern house mosquito), 1599 nucleotides. RefSeq lists its product as uncharacterized. Bases 484 to 852 code for a protein of 122 amino acids. NCBI's taxonomy places the organism in Eukaryota, Metazoa, Arthropoda, Insecta, Diptera, Culicidae. The record is from RefSeq and is a predicted model, not a curated record. The transcript has 2 exons.
UGUAAACAAAACACAUUUUUCCUUCAAACGGUGCUAAGGGUGUUAAACUAUCGCUACAUAUCGAGAUACGUAUGAAAAAUGUGAUUUUUAAAUGAAAAAACAUAUAUUUUACCAAAGGCCGAAGUCAAUGAUAUUUUGUUUGUAUUCAAAAUCCUCAUAGACCCUUUGGUUCUAAGGGCCAAUGUGGAAACUGGGUUGUUUUGUUUUGGAUUCGUGUUUGACCCAGGGACAAAAACAAUGUGUUUCAAAACAAACAGCGAAACAAAGAAUGGCCCUUUGUUUUGAAUUACUGCGAAACAGCAAGCUUCCGGGACAGAACGGAGUAGCGAUGCAGUGCGAGGCCACGGGACAGAUAUCUUCUUCCGGCUGUAUCGAAAAAGACGAUCUGAUCAACCCGAGAAUCAACCUAGUCAACGUGAACAACGGAAUUCCGAACAGUUCGCGCGCCCGCUUGAAACUCCUGCCAGCGCUGGCGGGAAGAGCAUGACGCGUUCUAUUUCAUCACGGCUUCGGAUUCCAAAACCCAGCAGCACCACAAUUCUGACUGUCCCCGUCUCUUCAUUUCUUUUACGGAGGAAAACCUGCGGCCGCAUGUCAACAACGCCUCGCUUCGGCAGCAACGACGUGCACCAAGUGAACCUAACUCCGCCAACGACUACGCCACGAAUAAGCCCAACCGGCGACGUCCGGAACAACCCGAUGGUGUCAAGCGCUUCGAACGAUUACGGUAGUGGCUACACGAGCGAGGCCGACGACACGAGCACCAACACUACGUCGCCGGAACAUCAAUCCGGAGCGGCGGAUGCGUCAGUGUUCAAAACAAGAAUAUGCUGGCCUCGAACGCGAUCAUAAACUCAGGUUGCCAUUACUGCUCCGAUGAUGGGUGUUGGCGAAGAACCGAUAAAGGCAGCAUUUGAGGAAAUCUGCUACCGGAAGAAGCGACGGCCGGUACAAGCUUGUGUACAAGUCAGCGCCGUUGCAGAAUCGAAUACCGACACGUGUUCUUCGCCUUUUGGUGAACUCAACCGGAGUGAAUGGCAACCGCCAACCGCCACCUCGACUGAUCCAGACGACUGACAAAUCCUCCACGUUCCAAUGCAAUCUGCGACGUCUCGAAUUAACUUUUCCACUAACAGAGAUUUAGUCAAAAUAAAAUUUCCCCAGUAUUUCUGUCCAAUUUAUACACCCUCAAGUCGUGCGUCAUUAUGAUUCCAGUAACUGUCUGGUUUUGAAAACAAAGAAAAACGAAACAGAUGAGCGAUGUACAUGAAUUUAUUAAAUAAAACCAUCACUUGAAGUCUCUGGUAGUCCAUUAAAUGGGCCGUUACGACUGCGGCCGUUACUAGCUUGGGUACAAGUCACCGAGUACAACACCGACACGUGUUCUUCGUCCUUGACCAACUCAACCGGGCCACCUCGACUGAUCCUCCACGUUCGAAAACCAUCUGCGACGGCUCCAAUCAACGAGGUUCACCUUUCCACUUACAGAGAUUUAUUCAAAAUAAAUAUUUCCCAGUAUUUCUGGAAAAUUCCUACACUCCCUACAGAAGUGCAUCAUUAUGAUUCUAUAUAUUUUCUGGUUUUUAAACAAACUCAAAA